Messenger RNA from Lingula anatina, 1321 nucleotides. Its product is annotated as zinc metalloproteinase nas-13. Gene Ontology annotation, molecular function: zinc ion binding; metalloendopeptidase activity. NCBI's taxonomy places the organism in Eukaryota, Metazoa, Brachiopoda, Lingulata, Lingulida, Lingulidae. Gene Ontology annotation, biological process: proteolysis. The record is from RefSeq and is a predicted model, not a curated record.
GCGCAUCAUUCAAGCAUCAGUGUUUUAAACAUCAUGUCAAUAUCGCAUUUUGAUAUUAAGUCGAGCAAAUGGCUACUACUGAGAAUAGCAUUGAAGACGCCUUGAGUGAUUGGGCUACUUGCUGUAGUUGAAAUGACACGAUAGACACAUCUGUUUGAUUCUCAGCCUGAGAUCAGAGUCACACCGAGCAUGCUUGGAUAAUUUCCCGUAACGUGCAAGUGCUAUGCUGGGGACAGGGUCACGGUGUACACGGCACGAAAAAUGGCGCGGGUGACUUUGGCCAUAUCUUCCCUGAGAUGGCUUAUGUUGAUCGCGCUGUUGCUAGAUUCAGACCUGUCUCAUCGCACGGUGGCCAAGGGUUUCCUGCUAAACGAAGGUCCUAACCCAAAAGACCCUGAAGAAGCAGGGAAGUUUGAGGGCGACAUUGACAUCAGUAGUGACGGUCUGAAGCGUAACGUAAUUUUGUCUGCAAAUAAAUGGAAGAAUGGAACUGUGUUUUAUGAGAUUGACCAGAAAUAUGUGUCAUGGCAGAGUAAAGCUAUCACUCGCGCAUUGUGCGAGUUUGAGCGUCUCGUGAAUAAAAAGGGUUCCUGUAUUCAUUUUGUUCCCAGAUUCCAAGAGAAAGAUUACGUUUUUAUCAGUCCUGUGAAACCAAGCUGUUAUUCUAAGCUGGGCCGUGACGGUGGUAAACAAGUUACAUCCCUAGGGAUUCCAUGCCUGUAUCUUCCAGGGAAAGUCAUGCAUGAGAUGAUGCACGUGCUGGGGUUCCUACACGAACAGAGCCGUACUGACAGAGAUGGCAUGGUAAAGAUUGCCUGGGAUAAUAUCGAGGACGGGCACGCAAUGAAUUUUGACAAAUACAACCCCCAGACAGCAGACGGACUGAACCUUCCAUAUGACUACGGCAGCGUGAUGCAUUACAGCGAGAAAGCGUUUUCAAAGAAUGGCCGCGACACUAUCAUCCCUCGUGUUAAAGGUGUGAUGAUCGGACAAAGAAUCACACUGAGCGAGCUUGAUGUUAAGAAAGUUCGACAUUACUACAACUGUGAUAAAAGUCAUGACCUUCAGCUGAAAUAAAUUCAGCUUAUCCUUUUCUGAACUCCUUUCGUCCUCGUAAAAUAACUGAGAGAAAAACAAUUAUAGGCCUACUUGGCAACUACGUAGCGAAGAAUAUUUUUCUCUAUUCUAGCGUUUAAAGUGAGUAUAAAAGGAAGAGCUAAAUUUACUUAUAUACCGAUAUGUUAACCAGCAGACACAUUCAGUAAUACGUGAAGAAGUUGUGAAGUACGCUGCAAAUUCUGUGAUGAAAAAUAAAACACAG